Messenger RNA from Porites lobata, 1173 nucleotides. The record is from the annotation of a GenBank genome assembly. NCBI's taxonomy places the organism in Eukaryota, Metazoa, Cnidaria, Anthozoa, Scleractinia, Poritidae.
AUGUUACACAUUUUAAAUGGUGUGAACGGAGACCUCAUCACAGCAGAGGCAAAGUACCAUAUGAACUGUUUCGCUACUUAUGUCAGUAAGAAAACCACGCUUAGCCUGCCCAAAGGAGAAGCCCUAGAUUCACCUCACAAAAGGGCUUUUCAAAACCUUGUAUUUGAUCUAGCCGCUGGUAUCGAACAAGGCAGAGCAUACGAUAUGAUGUCUCUAUUAAGCAAAUAUCAGGAAAUUAUCACACAAAAAGGCGCUGAUAGUCCGGAAAGUUACACCAGUCAAAAUCUGAAAGUAUGCUUGCAAAAGCAUUUUUCCACUUUGAUUGUCUUCCAUCAGUCAGCCGACCGCAGUAAAUCUUAACUUGUCUAUGCAAGUACCGUUAACAUUCAAGAUGUUCUAAACGCAUAUGCAGUAUUUCAGAGCCCCAAAAAUGGAAACGUAAUCGUCAACAACGGCAAUGAAACACCACAGUCAAGUGAAAUAUGUCGUGUGGCAAGCUUAAUCAAACAAGAGAUAACGAAAUGUACAGGUAUUAACACCAAACCACUAAAUACUCAAGACGUCAGCAUGGAGAGCGCCAGAUAACUCAUCCCGGACUCUCUGUAUUUACUAAUCAAGGAGCUCGUGGUCUCAGAUAAGAGGGCUAGACCCUCCAAUGCGUUGAACCAGUCUACCGCAAUUGAAGACAAACGACAAAUCCUCAGUAUCGCACAAGAUAUCAUCCAUUGCAAUUCCAAGGGACGUGUUAAGCUUCCCAAGCACACCAGCUUAGCUAUAUGUGUUCAUCAUCUGACAACAUCUAAGCGGCUUAUCGAGCUGCUAAACAGAAUGGGACAUUGCGUUUCCUACGAUGAGAUGUGUGCAGUGAAUACAAGUAUUGCAGAGGACGUUCUUGCCAAGGCUGAAGAGUUCGGUACUGUCAUACCAACUGUAAUAAAGGGUGGUUCGUUUGUACAGAUUGCCGCCGACAAUAAUGAUUUAAAUGAGGAGACUCGACGGAAAGAAUACUACGCAGGCAACCACCAUGGUUAUUUAUCAGAAAAGAACCUUUGGUCCAGAUCCACCUCCCAGCCCAGUAGAACAGAGACCAAAGCAACGUUCAUUACAGGCAACGGGUAUGGUGUACGACAUAGAACAGUGUCCAGUUCGAGGAAGACGUCCAGCUGUAACUGA